ACAUUCCUAAAUUAAAUAAUAAUAAUAAUAAUAGAUCGCAGGGGAAGUUUUUCUUUUCCCUCCUGAUUCUUCCCCUGGAAGUUUUAUUUGGAAGUAAAAAUGUAUAUUCAAAUUUCCCUAUGCAUAAAGAGAGAGAGAAACUGAGUGAAGAGGAAGAGGAAGAGCAAGGAAGGAUGCCAAUAGAAAUGCCUAAAGGGCUUCCAUUCUCAGUGGAUACAUGGACUGAAUGUUCGAAGAGGAAGAGAUACCAUUUCUUGACACAUGCCCAUAAAGACCACUCCACUGGAAUCACCGCUCACUUCUCCUUCCCAAUUUACUCUACCUCUCUCACUAAAGCCCUCCUCCUUCAACUAUUUCCCAAGCUUCAUCAUUCCAUGUUCGUGGAAAUCGAGGUGGGGCAGUCGAUCAUCGUCGAUGAUUCUCAUGAUUCAUUCACGGUUACGGCUUUUGACGCCAAUCAUUGCCCUGGAGCUGUGAUGUUCUUGUUUGAGGGAAAAUUUGGCAACAUACUGCACACAGGUGAUUGCAGGCUUACACCUGAGUGUUUACAGAAUUUACCAGAGAAGUAUCUGGGAAAGAGAGGAAGAAAACCUUCUUGUCAACUUGAUUUUGUUUUUUUAGACUGCACUUUUGGGAGGUUCCUUCGACCAAUGCCCAGCAAGCAUUUAGCUACCCAACAGGUUGUCAGUUGCAUAUGGAAGCAUCCUGAUGCUACAAUAGUUUAUCUAACUUGUGAUCUUCUAGGACAGGAAGAAAUACUAUCUGCUGUGUCGAGGACAUUUGGAUCCAAGAUAUAUGUUGACAAAGCAGCUAAUCCUGAGUGUUUUCAUUCUUUCUCACUUACAGCUCCUGAAAUCAUCUCCCAAGAUCCAUCUACUCGUUUCCAUCUAUUUGAUGGAUUUCCUAAACUUUCUGAAAGAGCAAAAGCAAAGCUUAUGGAGGCUCAAGCUAACUUAAUGCCGGAACCCCUCAUAAUACGCCCUUCUUCUCAGUGGUAUGCGUGUGAGGAUGAUGGUUCAGCUUCAUUGGAUGAAAAGCGAAGAAAAUAUAGAAUGAAUGAAGCAGUAAGAGACCAAUUUGGUGUUUGGCAUGUCUGCUAUUCAAUGCAUUCUUCCAGACAAGAAUUGGAAUGGGCUCUUCAACUUCUUGCUCCUAAAUGGGUUAUUUCAACAACCCCAAGUUGCAUGGCUACAGAGCUGGAUUACUUUAAGAAAUAUUGUUUUACUACUCGAUUAUCUCUAAAGGAACCUCUUUGGAAGCUUCUGGACAUUAAUGUUGAAGCCUCUUCAGUUGAAGAUGUAUUGGCUAAAACUUCGGCUUGCUCACUGGCGGCACUUGAAGACAUCACUCAAAGUUCUGAUGACUCUCAACUGCAACUGGUAAAGAUUUCCACUUCUCAGAAAGAAAAUUUUAAAUUGCCUUCUCCAGCCAAAAGACCACCUGUCACUUUAUUUGGUAGAGCUAGACUUGGUCUCCAGGAAUCUCCUCUAUUACAACAGAAGAAAUCUACAAAGAAAGAUGAACAUUCUCAAACAGAUGAUAAAUUUCCUCAAGAAUCCUUAAAUGAAGUGACUAAGGAAGAGUCAUUGGUGAUUAAUCCACCCGAAUAUGUGAAUGAAAUACAGUGUAAAGAAUCCUUAUAUGAAGUGACUAGGGAAGAGCCAUUGGUGAUUAAUCCUUCAAAAGAUGUGAAUGAAAUACAGUGUAAAGAGCCUGUUGAAAUUGAAACAGAAGUACAGAGUGGUACUCGAACUCCCAUUGGGCCAUUGAAAAAAUUCAGUGAACAAUUGAAAAGAUUGAACAGGUCAAUGGAUGUGCCUGUACCUCGGCCUCUUCCCUCAUUGGAGGAUAUUUUGAAUUUAAACAAACGGUUCAAGGGGGAAACCAAGUUUUAGUGUUUACUUUUCCAGCAAUCAGUCUAUACUCGAGAUUUCUCUUGUUUUCCACACGAAUGGUAUAGAGCAGCAGAAACUGAAAAUAACUGUUGCAAAGAAUAAAGAGCACGAGAUUUAUCAUUGCAGUUGCAAAGGAGAACACCAGAGAGGUUUAUAGUUGUAUACUAAAAGAUUUAAGUUGUGCAUGUGCUAUCGAUUCUUUGAUGCAAUCAAUUUGUAAGUUGCUUCCUGUUUCAUCACUAGCUGUAAAAAUCAAUUUGCUUGCAUGAACAAUGUUAUUGUGGUUAAUUUAAUUCAUUCAUAUUCUUCAUACAUGCUGUUCUGUAUCUAUUAUUGUAAGUAACUCUUGUUAAAUAAUUUAAAUAUCCCUUCCACCAAA
Molecule: messenger RNA, 2274 nt
Organism: Cannabis sativa
Lineage: Eukaryota; Viridiplantae; Streptophyta; Magnoliopsida; Rosales; Cannabaceae
Exons: 4
Coding region: 120-1895 (591 amino acids)
Biological process (GO): interstrand cross-link repair; double-strand break repair via nonhomologous end joining; protection from non-homologous end joining at telomere
Molecular function (GO): 5'-3' DNA exonuclease activity; damaged DNA binding
Source: RefSeq, a predicted model, not a curated record